Messenger RNA from Ceratina calcarata, 1828 nucleotides. Its product is annotated as ankyrin repeat and protein kinase domain-containing protein 1. The record is from RefSeq and is a predicted model, not a curated record. Bases 123 to 1532 code for a protein of 469 amino acids. NCBI's taxonomy places the organism in Eukaryota, Metazoa, Arthropoda, Insecta, Hymenoptera, Apidae. The transcript is spliced from 5 exons. Gene Ontology annotation, molecular function: protein binding.
GUGAUUCGGUGCGCAUACUCCCGCGCGUUCCCUUUGUGUUAUUUUCGGUCGGAAUCGCCACUCGAGCCUUUAAAUAGGACUGACUUUCCGACAAAGAAGCUAGUUUGAAACACCGAUUCUACAUGCUGCAGCAUCGCAGACUAUUCACCAUGCCCUCGGAAUGCAUCGCCAAUCCAUUGCAGCGCGAAUUAGCCGACGCCAUAAUCCGGUUGCAACCGCUGGACGAGAUCCGGAUUCUGCUGGCAUGCGGGGCGAAGGCGAACGAGCCGGUGACGCAGGGCCUUAGGCCGUUGCAUUACGCGGUGUGGCAGAGGUACACGGAGGCGGCCCAGCUUCUCCUGGUCCGCGGCGCGGACAUUGACGCCACCGACGAAUGCGGCUACUCGCCGCUGCACCUCGCCGCGGAGCACGGCUACAUGGACCUGGUGAAAAUGUUGCUUGAGCACGGUGCCAAAGUGGAUCAUCGGCAGGAAACGGGAGAGCUCUUUCCAAGGACAACGCUCUGCGACGAACCGUUGAGACUCGCGUUGAGAAAUCGACACGUCGAGGUAGCUAGAAUUUUACUGGAAGCCGGUGCUAAUCCGAAUAAAAGGUACUUCUUCGGGUCGGAGAUAAAUCUCGUCUCUCCACUAGACUUGCAAUGCAUGGAAUUGCUGUUAGCUUUUGGUGCCCAUCCGAACACGAGGGACCGCGCUGGACUUACUCCACUAAUGAAAGCAGUCAGGCUGCCUCAGGGUAUAACCGCGGUACUCCUUCUGCUGAGCUACGGCGCGGACGUAAACUCGAUGGCUGACGCUAGGCACGAUUACCGAACCGUUCUCCAUUACGCGAUUCUCGGCGGGGACCCGGCCGUGAUCGAACUUCUCUUGAAGCAAGGCGCUCGUCUCGAUCUCGGCCCGGAAUAUCAAAAACCUACGGCUCUCGAUUUAGCCAUUCUCAAGGGAGACCCCUCAAUCGUUAGGAUGUUGUUAGAAUCGGGCGCUGACGUGAACGCCACUUCGCCGAUCAUCGGCUCGCCGCUGCACGUAGCUUGCGCGGACAACAUCCCGAACAGACUGGAAAUCCUAUUGAUGCUGCUGGAACGAGGAGCGGACCCGAAUAUGGUAAUACGUAGCGACGAGGGUAUCGCGUUACGUCCCGUCCUCGCAGAGUACGUUGCCUCCAACGAGAAUCCCUCGGUGGAAGUGGUCGCCUUGUUGCUCAAGUACGGUGCACGGGUGGUGAUCAAGACGCAGUUCCGCGAUCCCCACGGUAUACUGAACUCCCUUCAAAACACGGCGGACAAGCCGCGACUACUGAAGGCGCUACUGGAAGCCGCGGAGAGCUUCGAUCCUUGCAUGAUACGAAGAUCGAGCAGCUUGACGGACGCACAGAAAGCGCUGGUAAUGGAAGCCGCGCGAACUCCCUUGCCCCUGACCCAUCAAGCCAGGUUAAUCGUACGCAAGGUAUGCGGCACCAAGUUACCGAAGAUCGUCCGCACGUUGCAGCUACCUCAAUCGCUGCAUCGCUACCUCCUUUACGACUUCCACUGAUCUCGCGACGACGGCUCCGCAUGCCGUAUUGAACUUCGGACGACUUCGUUGCGCUAUCCUAUCUGUGAACAACCCUAAGCAACGACUCUCAACGUAUAACGUCGCUGACGCUCGCUCGUACGUUUUUGUUAUACCUGAUUAACUGACACAAGGUGUCAAUCGUCGAAGCUACGAUUAUAUCUAAGCCGGUACGAACGCUGAUCGUAUCGUAGUCGAAGGUGUCGUACGUACAUUUUACAUGCGAUUUUACAUACCAUGUCCAAUGAAGCAAAAUAAACAGAGGAUUCUAUUACAAA